This is a messenger RNA of Brassicogethes aeneus, 1597 nucleotides long. The record is from the annotation of a GenBank genome assembly. Lineage: Eukaryota; Metazoa; Arthropoda; Insecta; Coleoptera; Nitidulidae.
UGACAACACAAUAUUUAUAACCAAAACAUAUUUAGUAUUAUACAAAAUGGUUAAAGGCGUUAAACAGAUUUUAUCCCCUGAGGAAAAGCGACAGCAUCAAAUCCACAUCCACAGAAAAUUCAGAGCCCUUGUAAGCCUCAUCCUCUUCCAUAGAAGCUGGAUAGAUGACUCAGAUUCUGGCGAUAUUGGGGACAAUGUCAUGCAAAAUAUUCAAAGAAUGUUGGUAGGCAAAACCAAGAAGCAAACUUUAAGUUUGAUUGCCAAAAGGCACAAAGCCACAAUGUUAAAAACAACUGAAAACAGAACAGAAGAAGAAAUACAAGAAUUAAAAAGGAUACUGCCCACGAACAAGUUCUUUAAGAAGUACGAUGAUGAGACUUUGGAGGAGCUGGCCAGGGUAUUGGAGUUUCAGUUUUUUCCUACAGGGAGAACGAUUUACGCUCAAGAUGAUCCCCCUUCAGCUAUUUACGUGGUGCUCAACGGCGAAUCCAGGGGACUCUACCGAUACUUCGACUACCUAAAACACAGCACAAAUGUAGCAGCCUUUGGUCACAUGCAUUCUGGAUACGCAAUAGGCAUAGUUAACGUGAUGUCGAACGUGCCGAGAAGUUUGACAGCUACAACCACAACACCAUGCGAACUGUUCUAUCUGAGUAAACCCAAUUUCGAUAGGCUUCUGAAGAAGAGUUUUAGAAACACUUAUCAGAAGAUGGCCAUGAACUAUAAUAGGUUUAAGUAUAUUAGAUACUGGAAUUCGGAUACUAAGAGGGUUUGCUCAAUUUUGGCAAAAUGGAAGUCUUUUCCAGCAAAUACAGUUAUACUCUCGCCCACCCAUCCCCUUAAAGAAUACACAUUUUUUGUUAUCAGUGGAGUUUGCUACUUGAUGGAUCAAGUUAACACAUUGGCGCCUAAAAAACACAAAAACAAAAAAGCAUCCACCGCAAGUCAAAGCAGUCAAAAAAGUAGGGAUAUAAUAGAUGCCAGAGCUAGAGAAACACUCCACAAAGAAAUGAAAAAUAUGGAUCCUGCACAAAGAGCUACCGAAAUAAUAAAUAGAGCUCUGGCAGCCCUCGCAGCCCUAUCAAAAGAACCUGAUGAAGAAAACAGCGAAACAAAACGACCCUCUUUUCAGGAAAGCCACAAAGGCAUUCAUUUCGUUAAUGUUUGCGAAUACAGACCUUUAAGUUGCUUUAAUAUUGGAGAAAAUUUGUUCGAUAGACUUGUGGUAACAAAAACAAAAACGCAUCUCCUGUUGAUACCGCAACUAUGGCUUCAACAUCAAAAUACUAACAACGCUUGGAGCAUACUCAUAGGAUAUUUAAACAGAAGUAUACCAAACAAAGAGAAGGUGCAAACAGAUUUUCUACAGGAAAAAAUAUGGAAUAAAUACAAACAAAAACUGGUGAGAAAAAUAAUGGAUAACUAUAUCAUAACGAAUGAUAAUAAUCAACAUAAUAUUCCAUAUUCGACACGUUUAAGUUCGCCGGAAUAUUUCCAAAGAUUUCAAUGAUAUUUAUGUAUUACGUUUCAAAAUCUAGCGUUUCAUGCACUAAAAAUAAGUAUCUAAAAGAGGCAAUCAAUAAAAAAAUAAUCAACC